ACUGCGCUUAUAGGACUGAGUAGCGGCAGAAGCAGCUCCCCUCCGCUUGUAUUUCAGCACCAUCUGCAAGUCAAUGGUGCGAUCAACACAGCGCCCUGUGAAGGGCGCCUAAUUGUGAUUGUGACCACAAAACCUGCCUAAAACGUUUCCCCCCUUCAUUCACCAAAUGUGAAGACGAAAGAUUAGAUAACGGUGAAAAAAAAUCUUCCUGACUGCAACAAAAGCGAUGCGCUUAAGGACUGAUUCCCCGCACCAGUGGAGCUAUCCUUUCAGCACCGAUUUAAAGAGAAGGUUAUGCAGAUCGGAGGAAUCGUUGUGAAGACACCCUAGAUCAAGAUCGCCUUAUUUGGAUACAGUCAGCUGCUUCAGAAAAAAAGAACGUAACAAAAUGCUGCAUUGUUGUUUGUUGGCAAACAUAUGUAUAUACUGUUGGGCUAUAAUACUAGUAAAAGGCAUCCUUGGUGCCAUCACAAUAGAUAUCGAAGCGAUGGAUGCCAUAGCUGUGAAAAAAUACAUAUUGCUGAAUAGCACCAUCUAGCCUACGCAGCACAGCUUAUGAGGAACAGAGAACAAGGACAAAAUAACGACAAUGUUGUAUUCUACUAUGCAGCGUUUGUGGAUCAUUUGAAGUGUCGAGGCAGAAAUGGCUAGGUCCUGACUUGUCUUCAGAAAAAGGGACUCUCCAGUCCAGACUCUCCGAAAAUUUAGUUUCACUUCGUGCUCCGUAGGACAGCCACGGCAUUCUUGAUGUAUCAACAUAUAUCUGAUCUACAGUAUUUGUUUUUUAUGAGUAAACCACCUCCACGACAUGCCUAAUAGAGGAGAUGGGUCAGGGCGACGACAGCGAUCGCAUCGUUAUAAACGUGGGAGGGACUAGGCAUCAGACAUACCGAAGUACCCUGCGCACCUUGCCGGGGACCCGUUUGGCGUGGCUCGCGGAGCCCGAUGCCCACAGUCAUUUUGACUAUGACCCUAGAGCAGAUGAGUUUUUCUUUGAUAGACAUCCGGGUGUCUUUGCCCACAUUCUGAAUUACUACCGGACAGGUAAACUGCAUUGCCCAGCUGAUGUCUGUGGACCCCUCUAUGAGGAGGAACUGGCGUUUUGGGGUAUUGAUGAGACAGAUGUGGAACCCUGCUGUUGGAUGACCUAUAGACAGCAUCGUGAUGCAGAAGAAGCACUGGACAGCUUUGGUGGCGGUCCUCCGGAUAACUCGUUGGAAGACGUUGAUGUGGAUGGAACAGGAGACUCUGGAGAUGGUGAAGAUGAGUUGGAGAUGACUAAACGUUUAGCACUAGGUGACUCGCCAGACGUUAAACCGUCUGGGUUUUGGAGGAGAUGGCAGCCUCGAGUUUGGGCACUCUUUGAAGAUCCCUAUUCCUCCAAAUAUGCAAGGUAUGUGGCAUUUGCUUCACUCUUCUUCAUCCUGGUCUCAAUCACUACCUUCUGCCUCGAGACACAUGAACGAUUCAACCCCAUAGUAAUCAAAACUGAAAAUGAAACAGUUGGAAAUGAGACACAUGUAAAGAUUUAUGCAGAACCUGAGACUGAGAUCGUUUUGACCUACAUUGAAGGUGUCUGCGUUGUGUGGUUUACAUUUGAAUUCUUGAUGAGGAUUACAUUUUGCCCCAACAAAGUGGAAUUCGUCAAAAGUUCUUUAAACAUCAUAGACUUUGUGGCAAUUCUACCUUUCUAUCUUGAAGUUGGACUGAGUGGCCUGUCUUCCAAAGCUGCAAAGGAUGUAUUGGGCUUCCUCAGAGUAGUCCGAUUUGUUAGAAUUCUACGCAUCUUCAAGCUGACCCGACAUUUUGUAGGCCUGCGAGUUCUAGGACACACACUGCGUGCCAGCACAAAUGAAUUUUUACUUCUCAUCAUUUUCUUGGCAUUGGGUGUCUUAAUUUUUGCCACAAUGAUCUACUAUGCUGAGAGAAUAGGUGCUAACCCCACAGACCCUAGUGCGAGUAAACACACUCACUUCAAAAAUAUACCCAUUGGAUUUUGGUGGGCUGUUGUCACCAUGACCACCCUAGGCUAUGGCGAUAUGUUUCCACAGACUUGGUCAGGGAUGUUGGUGGGAGCACUGUGUGCUCUUGCAGGUGUGCUAACCAUUGCCAUGCCUGUACCUGUUAUUGUGAACAAUUUUGGAAUGUAUUACUCCUUAGCUAUGGCUAAGCAGAAACUACCAAAGAAAAAAAAGAAGCAUAUCCCAAGGCCACCCCAGCUGGGAUCCCCCAAUUAUUGUAAAUCUGAUGUAAAUUCACCACAUCACAGUACCCAGAGUGACACAUGCCCGCUUGCUCCAGAAGAAAUAUUAGAAAUUAACAGAGAAGCUUCGAAACUGAAUGGUGAGAUGGCCAAGGCGGCGCUGGCAAAUGAAGACUGCCCCCACAUAGACCAGGCUAUCUCGCCUGAUGAGGGCCUGUCCUUUAUACGGUCUAGCACCCAGGAAAGAGAUGGACCCUGCUUCCUCUUAUCAACCAGGGACUACUCAUGCCCGCCUGAUGGGGGAAUAAGAAGGGAUCUUUGCAAAGAAAGCCCUGUCAUUGCUAAAUAUAUGCAAACAGAGGCAGUCAGAGUGGCUUGACAAAGGGAGAUGGAGACGAACUUGGUGGCUAUUAAAUGGUGUUGAGCAGUGCAAAGAAGAUCAACCGUUCUCCUUUGGACACAGUAAACUGGCUCCAUGCAAAAUCCUUCAAAAGUUCAGAGGUGUUUUAUGAGUCAUACUAGAACAGAGGCUAUUUCUAUGGUCAAAAUGUAACAAAACUGUAGAAGACACUUCUAUUUGUUCGUUAGCAUGAUUUGCAUGAUGUAUACAAAUCUGUAAUUGUAUUAACUCAAAAAGCAAAAAGUUAUAUAUUUUCUUCCAAAGCUUUUUACUUUUACAUACAUUUGUUGUAGCCAAAUGUAAAACAUUAUAAAGCUGAACAUUCCUUGCCUUGUUAUGGAUUGCUUCUUUUUUGUACACAGCAUACAAGGUAAUGGUUUCAAAAAAAGUGCAAUCAAGCAGUCAUCCGUCAUAUUGACCAUAUCUUCAUAGUUCAUCUGCCAUGAUAUUUAAGUCACACAUAUAUCCACCUACAUUUGUGUAAAUUAAACAACAUAUUUUGUUUUGAUUUAUUUUCAAUGGCAUGCUUGUAAUAUUUAGGGCCUUAUUGGACCUAAUAGAACCAGCUGGCCUAAACUAUUUCCUGCUCUCAUUUUUCUUGCAACUUAAUGGUGUUCGAGCCUGACUGAAGAAUUUCCAUAAGAACUUGUUACUUACUUAGUAUGGACAUAAAACAGUGUUUUCUUUAAAACUGGGACUUGUAGUGCAAAACUGAGAGAAGACUUGACUAUGUGUCUCUCUUUAAAAGUUCAAUCAAGAAUACAGCACUGUAUGCAAUUUAGUACUUCUGAAUAAAAUGCAUGCAAAAUGUUAUGCAAAAACAAUUCUAGCAUGAAAUAAAUUUUCUAUUAAACCCA
Protopterus annectens (West African lungfish) is the source of this 3460-nucleotide messenger RNA. It is a transcript of the gene KCNC1, whose product is annotated as potassium voltage-gated channel subfamily C member 1. Gene Ontology annotation, cellular component: neuronal cell body membrane; axon; dendrite membrane. Lineage: Eukaryota; Metazoa; Chordata; Ceratodontiformes; Protopteridae. Gene Ontology annotation, molecular function: protein binding; delayed rectifier potassium channel activity. The record is from RefSeq and is a predicted model, not a curated record. Bases 825 to 2582 code for a protein of 585 amino acids. The transcript is spliced from 4 exons. Gene Ontology annotation, biological process: protein homooligomerization; potassium ion transmembrane transport.